CGAGCGCGCCCGGCAGCUGCUGUGCCUUCUGCGCCAGGACCUGGGUCUCGAGGGGACCCUCCUCACUGACAUCCUCUACAGGAAUGUGACCUUCCUCAACCUGGUGGACCCCAUCUCCCAUGACCUGCUGGUCAACCUGGCCCGGGACCUGCAGUGCCCCAAGAAGGACUACGAGCUCUGGAAAUCCUCAGACAAGAUCUGCCGGCAACUCAUCUACCACCUCACCCCUCAUUCCAAGCGGCAGCGAGGGCCCGGCCAUCCCCAGAGGAAGACCCAGAGCUGCCUCAAGAGUGGCCUCCAGAAGACUCUGCUGGUCGGGGAGACGGUGGACCUUUCGGGCAUCCCGCUGUCGGCCCGAGAUGUGCAGCAUCUAACCUGCUACCUGGGCAGCCACGGGGCCGGGCUGGCGGUGCUGGACCUGAGCUUCACGGGGCUGAGUGAUGAGCUCCUGCACCUGCUGCUGCCCGGCCUGUGGACGCUACCCCGCCUCACCCAGCUCCUGCUCAACGGCAACCGGCUGACGCGGGCUGCUGCCCGGGAGCUCACGGAGGCCGUCAAAGAUACCGCCAAAUUCCCUGCGUUGGCCUGGGUUGACCUGGGCAACAACGUGGAUGUGGCCUCACUGCCCCAGCCCCUGCUAGUCGGCCUGCGCCGGCGGCUCAGCCAGCGCACCUCGCUCCCCACCAUCUACGAGGGGCUGGACUUGGAGGCUGGGGAUGGCACAGCUGGGUGCCCCACUGCUGCCUCUACUUGGGGAUCUGCAGCUGCUGACCCGGGGCCUGAGCCCCAGGCCUGCUGUGCCAGGUGACCCGCCACUCACCUCGCUCUGUACUGCUGGUGGAGGAUGCCCUCGAGCACAUGAAACAGCAGGUGGUGGAGGUACCGCAGGCCCCCAGAGAACCGGUGAAAAUGCGUAGCCUGGGAAAGCGGGGAUGCGAUGAGAAAUGGUCUCCCAGGAGGCCAGACAGCCCGUUUAGGAGGCUCAGCCUUCGCUCAGCAAGAGGGGCCCGGGCACCCACAGCCCAGACCCCACAAUAAAGUGAUGACCCCCCCUU
This is a messenger RNA of Chinchilla lanigera (long-tailed chinchilla), 1055 nucleotides long. RefSeq names its product leucine rich repeat containing 75B (gene Lrrc75b). The record is from RefSeq and is a predicted model, not a curated record. NCBI's taxonomy places the organism in Eukaryota, Metazoa, Chordata, Mammalia, Rodentia, Chinchillidae.